UUCCUGUUUACAGCGUACGUAACACCGCAGUAUGAAACCCCGCCCAUUCUCAUUGACGGUAAAAUGGCGACAGACAGCUGUGAUUCUUCGAACGCGGAGCCUGACAUGGAGCUGCUCAUCACUGACGAGGAUAUAGAAAGGGAAGCGGAGGGCUUUAAAGAGCAAGGCAAUGUCUUUUAUAUCCAGAAGGAUUACACAGAGGCAUUCAGUUAUUACUCCAAGGCUAUCGAUCUGUGUCCGAAGAAUGCAAGUUACUAUGGAAACCGGGCAGCCACACUAAUGAUGCUGUGUCGGUUCAGAGAGGCUUUAGAGGACUCCCAGCAAGCAGUACGACUAGAUAACGCCUUUGUGAAGGGACAUUUGCGAGAGGGCAAGUGCCACCUGUGUCUUGGUAAUGCUAUGGCUGCCAGCCGCUGUUUCCAGAGAGUUCUGGAGUUGGAGCCGGAUAACAGUCAGUCCCAGCAGGAGCUAAAGAACGCAGAAUCCAUCCUGGAGUACGAGAGGAUGGCAGAGAUCGGGUUUGAAAAGAGAGACUUCAGAAUGGUUGUCUUUUGUAUGGACCGUGCCUUGGAGUGUGCAUCAGCUUGUCACAAGUUUAAGAUCCUGAAGGCCGAGUGUUUAGCCCUGCUGGGACGAUACCCAGAGGCACAGUCUGUAGCCAGUGACAUCCUGCGAAUGGACCCCACUAAUGCAGACGCUCUGUAUGUUCGCGGUCUCUGUCUGUACUACGAGGACUGUAUAGAGAAGGCAGUCCAGUUCUUUGUCCAGGCCCUGCGAAUGGCUCCGGACCACGACAAGGCCCGGCUCGCCUGCAGAAAUGCCAAAGCACUAAAAGCCAAGAAGGAGGAAGGAAACAAAGCAUUCAAGGAUGGGAAUUUUGAGGCUGCCUAUGGACUUUACUCCGAAGCACUAACGAUAGACCCCAACAACAUCAAGACUAAUGCCAAGCUGUACUGUAACAGAGCCACAGUUGGUUCCAAGCUGAAGAAACUAGAACAGGCCAUUGACGAUUGCUCAAAGGCCAUCAAACUGGAUGAGACCUACAUUAAAGCCUAUUUAAGGAGAGCACAAUGCUACAUGGACACAGAGCAGUAUGAAGAGGCUGUGAGAGACUACGAAAAGGUCUACCAGACAGAGAAGACAAAAGAACAUAAACACCUCCUCAAGUCAGCUCAAUUGGAGUUGAAGAAAAGCAAGCGGAAAGAUUAUUACAAAGUACUGGGAGUGGAUAAGAACGCCACAGAAGAGGAGAUCAAGAAGGCAUACCGUAAACGUGCACUUUUACAUCAUCCAGACCGUCACAGUGGAGCCAGCCCUGAGGUGCAGAAGGAAGAGGAGAAGAAGUUUAAGGAAGUGGGUGAAGCUUUCAGCGUUCUUUCAGAUCCAAAGAAAAAGUCUCGCUAUGACAGCGGACAGGAUCUAGAGGAUGAUGGCAUGAACAUGGCAGACUUUGAUGCCAACAACAUUUUCAAGGCCUUCUUUGGAGGACCAGGGGGGUUUAGCUUUGAAGCGUCCGGACCGGGAAAUUUCUUCUUCCAGUUUGGUUAACUCGAGAACUUUUCUUCGUAAAGCGUUACUACAUCAGGACUUUACUACAAUGUCAACCCUUCAACCCACCAUCUGUAUUAAUGACUGACUGCAAGUCAGAUUCUUGUCUAUGUCACUGACUGAGUGAAUGCAACACAAUGACCACAUGCAGCCAAUAUUUUAGCGGCCGUUAAAGCAAGGAUACGAAGAUGCCUCCGAUCGGUUAGUUACUGGUUUACGAAGUGGGUUUUUUUCCCUUUAAAAAUGAAAACAACUUUAAAAUCAGUAAUCGGCCAUGGUCCGAAUGUUCCCUGGAUUGUUGAUAAAGGAGAAAAUGUGCAGCUAUUCAAUCAGUGUCUUAGGAUUUGUGCAGGAAGUGCUGUUCUGGAAACUCCUGAGGUGCAAUGACAGUUUUUGUCUUGCUCAUCCCAACUUACUGCUGCGGGAGGAUCUCUGCAUGGAAGCUGGUAACUUGAUCAAUGGUUUCUGAGGAAAAUCACUGAGUAAGCUGCCCUUUAAAAAAUCUGUCAACCUGACCGCAGACUGCUACAAAUUCGCACUGAAAGCUGCUGCCACCUCCUAGCCUGUGGACGCUCUCGGUUAUUGAACAUCUAGAAGCUGGAACCCCAAACCUACACCUUCAGCACGGCCAAAGCACACUAUAAAGGUGGCAGUGGAGGCCAGUUCUGGCUUUGUUUAGUGUCACCAGUUUUAUGUUUGAUGUUGCCAUUCACAGCUUGCUGAAUUGUACCUUUUACUGGAAUGUAAAGCAUUGAUUUGUGCGGUUUUUCUUUUUUCAUAUUUUAAUUUGCGUAUGUAUAUUUAUUGAAAGUUUGCCGUCAUAUGAAACCAAUGUAAGAUAAAGGUGUGUCUGAAAAUGAUCUGAUAUUGAGCCCUUUUUUUUUAAAUCAAAUUGCAGGAAGAAGAUUGAUUUACUGGUUCAUCAUUACUGUUUUAUGCUGCUUGUUUGCAGACUGAUUCAGGGCACCCAAUAUCACUCAGAUCUGUAGAUGGACAAGAGAACAGGAGUAAGAUCAUAAUGUUCUGUGUUGGCUGCUGCCUUGGUCAGCCGUGCUCUGUGGAAGGACGGAAACCUCGAAAUUUUCAGUUACUUCCUGGUGAAGAAAAGAAUUAUGUCCUCAUUUUCCCUCAGUUUUAGCCCCCACUGUCUAAAACGUUCCAGCUGUGUCAAUAAAGUUGGCCAUCUCUGGUUUCCAUGGUAA
Nothobranchius furzeri (turquoise killifish) is the source of this 2750-nucleotide messenger RNA. RefSeq names its product DnaJ (Hsp40) homolog, subfamily C, member 7 (gene dnajc7). Gene Ontology annotation, molecular function: protein binding. The record is from RefSeq and is a predicted model, not a curated record. NCBI's taxonomy places the organism in Eukaryota, Metazoa, Chordata, Actinopteri, Cyprinodontiformes, Nothobranchiidae.